Molecule: messenger RNA, 432 nt
Organism: Calypte anna (Anna's hummingbird)
Lineage: Eukaryota; Metazoa; Chordata; Aves; Apodiformes; Trochilidae
Gene: S100P
Product: S100 calcium binding protein P
Exons: 2
Coding region: 118-402 (94 amino acids)
Biological process (GO): endothelial cell migration
Cellular component (GO): extracellular exosome; cytoplasm
Molecular function (GO): transition metal ion binding; calcium ion binding
Source: RefSeq, a predicted model, not a curated record
CCUGGAGGGCCAGCAAGGAUUGGGUGGGUCAGGUGCAUAAAGUACCUGAGAGUAAGAGCAAGCUCCAUCCUCCAAGAGAGCCCGGAGGGUGUUCCUCUUCAGAAGGAAGCCACCAACAUGUCUCAGCUGGAAACUGCCAUGGGAAUGCUCAUUGCUGUCUUUGACAAAUAUGCCAGGUCUGAUGGGAACAGGAACAGCCUCAGCAAAGCAGAACUCAAGAGCCUCCUGGAAAAAGAGUUCCCAAACUUUAUCUCGUCAGGGAAGGACAAGGAAGCCAUCGAUAAAGUCUUCAAGAACCUGGAUGACAAUGGAGAUUCCCAAGUGGACUUCAAAGAAUUCAUGAUCUUUGUGGCAGCUCUGACUUGCUGCUGCCACAAGUACUUUGAGCAGAAUGCAGCCUGAGAACUGUUGCCCUGCUCACCAGAAGCUGCC